AUGGAACAUGAAAGCAUUGUCAGUAUGGCAGUUGCCGGUGCGAUAAUUGGUGCUGCAAUUGGUGGAUGGAUGAACGAUCGAUAUGGCCGCAGGAUCUCAAUCCUGGUUGCAGACUCUCUCUUCUUCAAAGGAGCUAUUGUCAUGGCCUCUGCUCCCAACCCAGCUCUACUGAUCGUUGGUCGUAUUUUUGUGGGUCUCGGUGUUGGUAUGGCAUCGAUGACAUCUCCAUUAUACAUCUCAGAAGCUUCUCCUGCUAAAGUCCGAGGUGCCUUGGUUAGUACCAAUGGUUUCCUUAUAACAGGAGGCCAGUUUCUGUCUUACCUGAUCAACUUAGCAUUCACCAAGGCUCCUGGGACAUGGAGGUGGAUGCUUGGAGUUGCGGGGUUACCGCUAUGUUUCAAUUUGCACUAA
Messenger RNA from Telopea speciosissima, 411 nucleotides. RefSeq names its product probable inositol transporter 2. The record is from RefSeq and is a predicted model, not a curated record. Gene Ontology annotation, molecular function: myo-inositol:proton symporter activity. Bases 1 to 411 code for a protein of 136 amino acids. Gene Ontology annotation, cellular component: membrane. Gene Ontology annotation, biological process: transmembrane transport. Lineage: Eukaryota; Viridiplantae; Streptophyta; Magnoliopsida; Proteales; Proteaceae. The transcript is spliced from 3 exons.